ACUCAGACAGAAGCAACAGAGGAGCUGAGGGAAGCCAGCCGGGGAGGGGCCCUUUGUCAGAAGGAAUAUUAGUAACUCUGGAUUAAAAGUCUUUCCGUGCAGCAGCCCACACAGCCCGGCUCGGCUCGGCUCGGCUCGGCUCGACCACUAUCGGGAAACGAAGGGGCUGGAUGUUUUUUUUGUCGCUGCUGCUUGCACUGUUUUUCUGUCCUCAGCCGCACUGAUUUAUUUGCACUGACCAGUUGUCUCUUAAGACCGGGUCCGGUGCCUCUCCCCUCCUCUUCUUCCGUUCUCCCCCUGUCACUCCUUCCUUUUGACUUUCAUCCGCGAAGAUGCCCAGCUCGCUCUUUGCGGACAGCAGCGUCCAGGGAGACGCGCGGGACGACCAGAGAGCCCUGCAGAUCGCUCUGGACCAGCUCUCCCUGCUCGGCUUGGACAACGACGAGAACCCCCUGUACGACAACCAGGAGCCCCGGAAAAAGAGCGUCAACAUGACGGAAUGCGUCCCGGUUCCCAGCUCCGAGCAUGUGGCUGAGAUUGUGGGCAGACAGGGUUGCAAGAUCAAAGCACUGCGAGCAAAGACCAACACCUACAUCAAGACCCCGGUUCGAGGCGAGGAGCCUGUGUUUGUGGUGACGGGCAGGAGAGAGGACGUGGCCAUGGCCAGGAGGGAGAUCAUCUCUGCUGCCGAGCACUUCUCCAUGAUCCGAGCCUCCAGGAACAAAAACACCAGCCUGAAUGGGAGCGGCACCCCUGCCCCCGGACCCCCUAACCUGCCUGGACAGACCACCAUCCAGGUGCGGGUGCCUUACCGUGUGGUGGGGCUGGUUGUAGGCCCCAAGGGUGCCACCAUUAAGCGCAUCCAGCAGCAGACCCACACCUACAUCGUGACACCCAGCAGAGACAAGGAGCCAGUGUUCGAGGUGACAGGGAUGCCGGAGAACGUGGACCGAGCACGGGAAGAGAUCGAAGCCCACAUCACCAUGAGGACAGGGGGUCUUAUUGAGCUUCAGGAUGAAAAUGACUUUCACGCCAACGGGACUGAUGUGGGUUUGGACCUACACGGACACGCCAUCCUGUGGUCCAAGCCCAGCGCCGGGAUAACCCCCACCUCAGUACGGAAACCCUUCUCCAGCUACCGCAACGACUCGUCUUCCUCCCUGGGCAGUGCCUCCACAGAUUCCUACUUUGGUAACAACAGCUCGCGUAUGGCCGACUACAGCCCCCCCAGCCCUGCACUCAGCUACACCACCACCAACGGCAACAAUAAUAACAACAUCAACGUCAACACCAACGGCAAUGGGUUCGUUUACGGAAGUGAGGGGAUCUCGCCUGACUGCACUGAUCUGACUUUUGACUCCUCGCCGGGAUUCGACGCGUCAACCCCGCCGAGCCUCCUGUGGUCCCAGUACGAUAGUGGCAUGACCCCCUCCUCCACCGGAUGCAGCUCCCCCACAUCCACCUCUGCUAUAUUCCCCACCAACACCUCCACCAAUGCCAAUGGAGUAGUGAUAAGUCAGAGAAGGGUUAAUGGUUGCACCGCGCAGCCCAGACUGUCGCCUCCCCUUCACAGCCUCACCGGAGGUCCCAGUGAGCACCCGUUAGCCCGGAGGGUGCGCAGUGACCCAGGCGGAGGCUCCCUCAGUUUCCCUACGUAUUCAAGCACUAUGGCCUCCCUGCCGGGCCCUCACCUCCCCGGGGUUCAGUGCGACUCCUCCACCUCGUCGUCAUCCUCUUCCUCCUCCUCCUCCUCCACCACCAGCCGAAAAGACAGCCGUGACUGUUCGGUGUGCUUCGAGAGUGAAGUCAUCGCGGCCCUGGUCCCCUGUGGGCACAACCUCUUCUGUAUGGAAUGUGCUAAUCGUAUCUGUGAGAGGAGCGAACCCCAAUGCCCUGUCUGCCAUACCAGCGUCACUCAGGCUAUACGUAUAUUUUCAUAAGAAACGUAACUCUUUGACGAUAGCAACACAUAGACUCCUCAAACUGCUUUAAUGGA
Molecule: messenger RNA, 1996 nt
Organism: Cyclopterus lumpus (lumpfish)
Lineage: Eukaryota; Metazoa; Chordata; Actinopteri; Perciformes; Cyclopteridae
Gene: mex3b
Product: mex-3 RNA binding family member B
Exons: 2
Coding region: 333-1940 (535 amino acids)
Molecular function (GO): RNA binding
Source: RefSeq, a predicted model, not a curated record